AUGACACCACUCCACCAACUCGGCCUACAGUUGGGGAUAUCGGCGCCUCAAGGCAGUAUCAUUGCUGCACUCACCGAUCCUCGCGACUCGGGACAGGAGGCCAUGUCAGAACAUGAAAAUACCGAAUCUGCUACCUUGCCCCUCGCGCAGUACACUCAUCUGCUCCGCAUCCAGGAAGACAUGAUUACAAGUCUGGAUAGUGAGAAAACUGCGCUUGAGCAGCGAAACCAAGAGCUCGAGAAGUGCCUUAGUGCUACUCGAGAGAAUACCGACAUCCUGCAGCAUAAAUUGCAGGAUAUCUCCAAAAAGCUCGAAGAGUCUGAGGCAUCCAGCGCGGCGAUUGCACGUCGUCUCCAGAGCUGCGAGCAGGAGAUGAAGACCAUAACAUCUACCGCACCGGAAAAUCAACCAUUUGCCUUCGGCGCGCAGUCUCCACCGCAAGCCUUCGAAUUCGGGGUUAGAGAUCUGGCCCCCGAUGCCGCUUUGAAAGGCAUCAAGAUAGCCCACAACGCUCUCAAUGCCCCGGCAAAAUUCGAAUUUGGCGAGAGCUUCAAGCAACUCAACCCCUUCCAGCCAGCAGCUCAAGUCCCAAUUACUCCAGUCACCACCCCUGAGAUGCCGCAACCAAAGGAAAACGACGGCGUCGGCUACUGGAAAGCCAGCAACGAGAACGACAAACUCUACUUCUGCAAGCGCGUCAAGAAAGGCGAGUGCGUCGGCGACUCGAGCAAGUACGAGACCAACGGCGCCCUGAAGAAAGCAUUCCCAGACUUGGACAUGGACGCGCAGCCAUGCGUGUACGGCGGAAAAGAUAGGAAGGAUGAUCUGAAGCGUAGGAACCACGCCAAGCAGAAGCAGCUGUGCGUGGACUGCUGGAACGCGGCCAGAGUUGCGAGCAGUGAGGCUUGUUGA
Lecanosticta acicola is the source of this 912-nucleotide messenger RNA. NCBI's taxonomy places the organism in Eukaryota, Fungi, Ascomycota, Dothideomycetes, Mycosphaerellales, Mycosphaerellaceae. The record is from the annotation of a GenBank genome assembly.